Messenger RNA from Acanthosepion pharaonis, 1980 nucleotides. NCBI's taxonomy places the organism in Eukaryota, Metazoa, Mollusca, Cephalopoda, Sepiida, Sepiidae. The record is from the annotation of a GenBank genome assembly.
AUGCAAAGAGGAACAGUUGCAUCGAGAAGGGCCUCCCUCGAGCUACUAACCGCUGGAAGCUCAAGUUCAUCACCAAGUUACCUGAAAAACUAUCGUUCCGAUAGCUUUUCUUCCAAGUAUGGCCUCUCCAACAUUACAUCAACCAACUCGGUUAGGCUCACUAACAACGUUUACUCCCGUCGUUUACCUGAUGGACCAGGUCCCCUCGAUAGGAAGGGCAAACCCUUCUCUUCUGACUUUCGCUCCAGCCGCUUGUCCCGCUUUGGGGACAACACCCCGAGUAGUUUGUUGUCAUACACAAAACCAUUAAAAUCUACGGACUAUAAUCCAACCAACGGUUAUACAUCGAAUUAUUUGUGCAGCGGUUAUUCAUCUACGCUGUCUCGAUCGUAUCGAUCCCCUGUCACAUCUUCAUCUCUCUACAGUGGUGGCACGAUACGGUCUUCCCGAGCAUCUAGCGAACUGCCCAGCUCAGAUCGACGAUAUUCUGAUACUGAAAGUUAUGGUUCAUCUCAUUUGCGCGCUGCUAGCCAAUCUCGAUCUAUAGAUGUGGAACCAAAUUUGACCAGAGUUCGAACUCGAGCUCCCAGCGUAGAUGUGGCAUAUGAACGCCUGACCAACCGUACACCCAACAUCGAAGUAGGUUAUGAACCUUUAUCCAGCCGAGCACCCAGUGUAGAGAUAGAACAGCAAUCAUAUCGAAAAUCUAGCAUAGACCACACUUAUGAUAGAUCAUCUAGUCGAGCUCCAAGUAUAGAACAUCUGUCAAGUCGAGCGCCAAGCAUUGAACGCACUUCAACUUCAAGAGCUCCGAGUUUAGAACGCCAGUCAAGUCGGGGUGCACGCAAAGACAUCGAAACUGCCGCCGAAAAUUACAAUAGCAGCAGUAGUACCAGUUCCAGUAGCUUGGGUUGGAGAGCCCGUGUCUACAGAGACAGACAGAGUCCGGUAACACCGCUAACUGAUCAAACAAACCAUAUUAACAAUGCAGCAACAAGAAGGCCGGUUAUUAAAAUUGAUGACCAAAAUGGAAUGGUGGGACUUCAAAAUCUUGGAAAUACGUGUUUCAUGAAUAGUAUAGUGCAGUGCAUGAACAAAUCUCCACCACUGCUUGAUUACAUUCUUUCUGACAAAUAUAAGCUGGAUAUUGCCAAACCAGGAGCUGCCCGUUGUAAUGGAAGUCUACUGAGAGCAUUCUCAGAAAUCAUGAAGCAGCUCUGGACUUCACGUAUGGAGAUUACACCAACAGUAUUCCGUAACAGCAUUAAGAAAUUAAAUUCUAUGUAUCAAGGGUCUGGCCAGGAAGAUGCCCAUGAAUUUUUUAACCAUCUGAUAAAUGGCCUGCAUGAAGAACUUGAUACAACAAAGAAACGGGAACCUCUUGGUGUUGAUAUAACAUCCUGGUAUAACUUCUGCAAAGGAGAUACAAAGAUAACAGAUGUUUUUGCACUGCAGAUGAAACACAGUUAUACUUGUCUUACUUGCAACACUCACUUCAAAGAGUAUCACACAAGUUUUGAUCUUUCUAUGCCCAUGAAAAAGGCAAUCAGAGUUGUAGACAUGGAGGAGAUUAUUCGAGAUUUCAUGGAAUGCACUUCUAACAAUAUGUGCAAGAAGUGUGGAAAACUAAUGAUGCAUGAUUGCAACAAAAAAUUUGUGCAUUUGCCUGAAGUCCUUGUACUCUAUUUUCAACGAGCAGAAAAACUAGGAAAACUAAAGACAGAAAUGCGAUAUCCUGUGGAGUGCUUAGAUCUUACACCUUUUGUCAACAAAAGUCUAUCAGGAUCAACACAAUACAGGUUAUUUGCAGUUUGCUGUCAUGCUGGGGACUGUGCAACCAUGGGACACUACUGGGCUGAAUGCCGGCACAGUGAAACUGCAGAAUGGAACAAAUACAAUGACACAAGAGUCACCAGUAUAAGCAAAGGAAAUACAGCCACAGGCAGUCGAGAAUGUGUCUUCUUUUACCAACGCAAAUAA